AUUUGCGACACGUGGCUUUGAGGCGGAAUGAAACUCAAAUCACAACAAGUAUCCUCUGGCAGGGACAGCACCCAACACACAACACAAGCGGAUGUGGCUUCAUCAACUAACUUGAUCCGUUCUUCACAAAGGAGGGAGUCCUGGUCAUCACAACGUGUGCAGCUCGUCGAUACCUCUUCCGGAUGUGACGUCAGAACAGGAGUAGGAGGCUCUCCUCGAGCGACAGGCCGGGCGAAGCAGCAGGCAAGGAAGCAGACCGUGACAAAUGUAAACAGAAACAAUCCGCUGCUUUCACGUGCGGCCCAGCGUGCAUUGCGGCUGAUGGAGGUCCUGGCCCCAUCCGGCCGACAGAUGGACAAAAAUGUCCUGAGCAUCUUCCGCACUAGGACCCUCGAUACCUCGCUCGUGCUGGACGUCGCCAGAUGAACUUUGGAUUGGACGGCCACGCCCAGUGCACGUCAGCUGCGAAGGGACGUAACCCCUUGUUUACUUUCUCGAUCAUCGCAAAGUCGAGGCUGGAGAUGCGCAGCCAACAAUUCCAUCUACAACAUUCUUGAUUAGAAUGGCAGAAGAAAAUACCAUGACGAAUGAUAAUGUGACAGUUACAGAAACAAUAACAGAAGAAGAGGAGACACAGGUAGAACAGCAUGGACCCACACUGCAUCUAAAAUUGAAAAAUCCCAAACCUGACAAGAAGGUGAAGUGGUCAACAGAAACAAUAGACAAUGAACACAUGAACAAAAGGAAGUCAAAAUGCUGCUGCAUUUAUGAAAAACCGAAGCUGUUUGGGGAAUCGUCUUCAGACGAAGACGAUGAUGAAACAGACCAUUGUCGUGGACACAAGGGAAAGUGUUUUCGCCAUGGAAGCAAACAUCAUGAUCAUAAUCCCAAUGAUGAUUCAAAUGAAGCUGGCCCUUCUUCAUAGCAGAGCUGCAUUUGUGUGAUGUGGUGACGAUGAUUUGACAAUCUGUCACAGACUGUUCAAGGGGAAUAGG
Molecule: messenger RNA, 995 nt
Organism: Pomacea canaliculata
Lineage: Eukaryota; Metazoa; Mollusca; Gastropoda; Architaenioglossa; Ampullariidae
Product: E3 ubiquitin-protein ligase PPP1R11-like
Exons: 6
Coding region: 563-925 (120 amino acids)
Cellular component (GO): nucleus
Molecular function (GO): protein phosphatase 1 binding; protein serine/threonine phosphatase inhibitor activity
Source: RefSeq, a predicted model, not a curated record